Labrus bergylta (ballan wrasse) is the source of this 2341-nucleotide messenger RNA. It is a transcript of the gene praf2, whose product is annotated as PRA1 domain family, member 2. Lineage: Eukaryota; Metazoa; Chordata; Actinopteri; Labriformes; Labridae. Gene Ontology annotation, cellular component: membrane. The record is from RefSeq and is a predicted model, not a curated record.
CCGUUUUCCUUCCCGGGUUGCAUUCUGGGAACUCCAGUUUUUUUCUCUCCCUGUGUAAAGAUGGACGGCGUGCAGCCGCCUCCCCUCCGCAGCCUGGAUGACUUCCUGCUCAGCUCGGCCCGGUUCGCGGUACCGGACGUGCGGGACCUGGACCGCUGGAACAACCGGAUCAUCAACAACCUGCUGUACUACCAGAGCAACUACUUCCUGAGCGGGGUCCUGCUGCUGCUGCUGGUGGGGUACUUCCAGCCCCUUCAGCUGUUCGUCGGGGCGACCGUGGUCACCUUGUUGUUCCUCGGUUUCGUCUGGGCCGCUGAGAAUCAAGCUCCUAUUCGCCGUUUCCGUAGAAACCACCCGACCGUCGCUGUGUUGGCCAUCCUUCUGUGCAGCUACCUCUUCAUAUCGGUCCUGGGAGGCGUGGCCGUGUUCCUGUUCGGGAUAGCCUUCCCGAUACUGAUGGUUCUGGUCCAUGCGUCCAUGCGGCUGCGCAGCCUGAAGAACAAACUGGAGAACAAACUGGAGAGCAUCGGGCUGAAGAGGACGCCCAUGGGACUCCUGUUAGAGGCUCUGGGACAGGAACAGGAGGCCGGGUCGUAGAGAGAGAGGGAGAGAGAGAGAGAAACAGACAGAGGAGAGAGGGAGGGGAGAAAGAGAGAGAGAGUUUCUGCAGGGUGAAAAGAGUAAAAACAUGAAAACGCAGUAAAAAUAAAGAGUCUGGAGCAGUGAGCAGGUUUGAUAAAAAGUUAAACAUUGUGUUGUCCAAUGAGAGGAGAGGACAGAGAUGACAAAACGAACAAAUGAUGGAAUCCUCUAAACUUGCACUUUAAGCACAUUUAAUCUUUACUCUGACGUGAGACAUUUCUGUGUUUGCACUCCGUCCUUUAAGCGUGCAUCAAUGCAGCCAUAUUUACAUAUUUACAUAUUAACAUGUUCACGUACCGCCUUUAAGCUAACGUAUAAACAGUUUGCCAGCAGACGCUCCUUCAUUCUGCAGGUUAAAUCUCAGUUUGUUUGAAUGUGCUGUGUUUGAAGAGUAACAGCUGUUUGUGGUUUCUGUAAUCACGCGCCGAGCCGGGAUCAAAACAACUUUUAACAGACGCACUCUGAUCACGUAAACUCGAGAGGAAAACGAUUUAAAGAGAAACGUAUUGAUGUCCGGUUCGGUUGAAGGAGGUGAAAGAAGAAGAAGUGCAGCGCGGGGACGUUAAAGCAACUUGAACUUAUUUCAGUGACUUCAAAUGAAUUCCAUUCAGCGUGAUUUUUGUGUUUUGCUAAAAAAAUUUAAAAAGACUCAAAUGAAGGAGGUGAAGUGAGAAGAAAGUAGAGGCCUGGUGUCCACGUGGCGUUUGUUAAAGGCACUGAAGUGCCAGCUGUGUGCUCUGGGGCGCUUAAAAUAAGUGUCUGCACGUCCGUCCUGUCUCCAUGACAACAGUCUGUUGAUAAUGGCCGCUGUAUGACCGACACUCCUACGUUACUUUUUACUGCAUGUUUUAUAUUUGAGGUCGUUUAUUUCGCUGAUCAGACGCAGAGCGAGGAGGAUGAGGGUACAAGACACGAUCUGUAGGCGGCUAAACUGCAGGAAUAUAAAACAUUUGGAAAAGAGCGCUGGUGACGUCAGCAGCGCCUUUCUGAAAUUUGAACGAUUUUCAACUUGAGCGCUCGGAAAAAGACGCUGGGCGCUGCACUAACUCUCCAGACACUCUCUACUCAGAGAGAACAAUUUGAAAAAAGGCGCUGGCGCUCAGAAAGUAACGUUAGGUGGACACGUCGCCUAAUCCAUUCUAAAAAAUGGGAUUAAGAUCCUCGUCUCCAGACAUCAACUGACUCUUAACUAUUGUUAUAUUUAUGUCAUCUUAUUGUCUCCUGGUCUGACGGACGACUGAUCCAUUAAGAAGUUAAAAUAAAGAGACUUCGGUGUUAGAAGAAAAUGUAUUAAACACUUUGUUGAGAAGGAUCUUCUUUUUUUAAGGUCUAUUUUUGGGCUUUUUAUUCCUUUAUGUAGAGAGAGGACAGUGAGUCAGAGAUCGGGGGGGGGGGGGCAGCUACAGGUCGGAUUCCAACCCAGUCCUCUGUGUGGAGGCACGCACUCUAACCACUAGGCUACCGGCGCCCUGAGAAGAAUUCUCUGAUGUUUAAAGCAAAUCAUUUUGUACUAGAAAAACAGAGUGAAGGUCUUUGACAAAUUUAAAGCUAUUUAAUGCAUUAAAGCUGCCUUUGUUGUUUGACCGCAGAUUAUAAGGCUAAUUUUAAAGGUUACAUAUAUGGAAUCCACUUCCCCAUGUUCCUCUAACUCUAACAUGUGUCUCUAGUCCAUCUACAAACCCCCCAUGAUGAGAAAAGU